Molecule: messenger RNA, 948 nt
Organism: Macrosiphum euphorbiae (potato aphid)
Lineage: Eukaryota; Metazoa; Arthropoda; Insecta; Hemiptera; Aphididae
Source: the annotation of a GenBank genome assembly
AUGUUUAGGAACACGCCGUCAUUGAGCCACGGUGAAGAGUCUUCGGCGGCUGACAAUUACAUUGCGAAUAUUUCGAGGGUGUUGAUGUACGUCCAUCAACAUCUGGUGGACACAAAGUUCCCUCCGAGGCAUUGGUCGGACUUGGUGUCCACAGAUGUUCAACCAUAUAUGGAGUAUAUAAGGAGGCGGGAAGAGUUAGACCAGACCAAGGCCACCACUAUAAAUUACUUGAAAAACAUCAGGCUGCUGUUUUCGUAUGUCAUCCGUGCAUACGUAUACGAGGACCCCAGCUUCCCAGUCAGUUUUGAUCAAUCCCCGUGUUCGGAAACGAUCACGCGGAUCAAACUGCUGGACCAGAAGCUGGAGCUCGUAUAUAAACGCACAACGAAGCAGCAGCCUCAAGAGCUCUUCAGCCGGAAGACGCAAGAGGCGAGGACUAUGCCCCAAUACUCUGACGUAGUCAAGUGCAUCGGGCAAAUUGCCCAGGCGUUGCAGCACUCUGAUCGGACUGCCGGACAGUAUUACCGGCUGCCAGACGCGAAAGAAGCCCUGAGACGGAACAACAAUAUACAGGUGGUAGACUACACCGCCAUGGUAAAGAGCUACGUCGACAAAAAUUUCGAAGACAUGUUCCCGCUUCAGACCUACGCUAAAUUCAACUGUGAUGACUGGUUAACGAGAAAAAGAGAGUCUGACGUCUGCAGGGAAUUCCCCUCUGCGAAGAUAGACUCCCAUUACGUCAACCAGCUCGGGGAGAGGUUUGACUUUGCGGUGCUCCAGGGGCGAUGUGACAUCCUGUUGCAGGAGGUUAUCCGGGCAGGGUACAAUAAAAACAACAUUUCCGAACACGCAAUUGUCGACGUAGCCAAGCAGCGGAAAAUAGGAUAUUUUCUGAGGGACGUGAGGUGCCGUAAAAAGAUCGUCGCGAAAAUAAAAGCGGCAGUGUAA